AUUAGCAGGGAAAAACGACGGCAAGAAGGACGGUGAAAACGAUCCGUGGAGUGAGAGGAAUGGGGAGAGUCACGAAGCGAUUAACGAGGGGAGCAAGGAGGAGAGGAACAAGAGGCGAGUGAGGAGGUGUGCUCGAACCAACAGCGACGGAGGUGUAGGCUCCCUCCUGUCAGCAGCAGCGGCGGCGGUGGCAGCGCCGGUGUCCCCCGGAGAGUCGAUCCGAGCGGCCGUGGCCGUCUAUUCUGCCUCAAGGGAAUUCUGGCGUCCCCCCUCCACCCCCAAGCCUGUCAUGGAGUCUCAACUGAAGCAGGCCAAGAAGUGCCUGCCGAUGUACUCCCCCCCUGUGCCGCCCAUCGGCCUGGAGAAGCUCAUGGAAGGCGGGACUGGGGCAGGUGGGACUGGUGGGUUUGCUGGGUUUGGUUCAGGAGGUGGGUGGGGGGUGGGUGCAGGCUGGUAG
Molecule: messenger RNA, 457 nt
Organism: Closterium sp. NIES-65
Lineage: Eukaryota; Viridiplantae; Streptophyta; Zygnematophyceae; Desmidiales; Closteriaceae
Source: the annotation of a GenBank genome assembly